AUGGCAGGUUCACAUGGCAAACUACCCGACUUCGGUACGUCCCGGUUCACCGAAAAGGAAGCUGAGAAGCCACCGAAGCACAGCCUGCAACCCAUUCUGCUGGGAAGGCAGUUGAAGGCCGUUGCAGCUGCUGAUCGCAUCUUGUCCCAGCGGGUCUUUGAAGAGGCUGGUGCCUUGCAGAGCAAAGUCUCCAGAACCAAAGAGGACUUGCGCGCCGCUAAGCAGCAGGUGGAUGAAGCACAAGAAGUGCAGCUCCACUUGUUGGAGCUUCAACAGCAGCUGGAGAGGCAAAUUCGCGAACAUCGCGAGAAUUUGGCUGUUGCAGCUGAGGAGCGUCGAAGGCUCAUCGAUUUGAUCUGCGGCUUUCCAAGCCGCGAUGCAAUGGCUGCGAAGCGAAAAUCUCUGGAGGAGGCUCUCCAUGACGAAAUGCGAUGUUUGGAGGAGGCGCAAGAUUCGAAUGCUCUGCUGGAGGAUUCGGUUGGUGGUUUGAUGUCAGAGAUGGAGAAGCUGCAGCAAGAGAGGCUUUCCAUCUUGCAGCAGGUGCUCAACGAAUCCAAUUCCCCCGAGGUCUACGGACUGCUGAAGGUACCGGAGCUGAAACGUGAGCUGCUGCGGCGCCAGCUGAACGUGGUGGGCACCCGCAGGGAGCUGACGGAGCGCUUAUUGGAGGAUGAUCAACAGAGGGAGACCUUGGACAUCCCCAGUGGCGAUGCCGUCGAUGCUGUUGAUGCUGUUGAUGCUGUUGAUGCUGUUGAUUGCGAAAUCGUCGAAGAGUGUGUGGACUUUGAUCUCUACGGUGGUGUAAAGGGAGAGGUGCUGGAUGACCCGCAACAGCAACCAAUAGACAUGGAGCAAGGAAAUCAGCAGGUGCCAACAGUGCCAACUGCUGAAGAUGAUGCCACCUUGGGGCAGCUUGAGAAGACGCAGGAGGAAGGUCGAGUGAAGCGUCGCAAGCGGAAGAGGCGUCAGAGCAAAGGGCUGCAGCACAAAGAGGCGCAGCCCACAGAUGCUCCAGCAGUUCCAUCUGCUCCAGUUCUGUCAGAGACUCAAGAAGCUUCAGAAGCUGCUGAUGCUCCAGAAGCCGCUGAAGUUCCAGCGAGUCAAGAAACCUCUGAAGAGAAGGGGAUGAAAUUUCUUAAGGAUGUUCUGAAGCGGUGUUGCCUUGAUGAACGUUUGGGAUGCAAUGGCUAUGAGGAUCUCCUCCUCCAGCUGCACGAGAAGCUGCUGCCGCCCUACCAACACCCCCUGGACACUGCCUUUGAGCCGCCCGAUGUGCCGCCCGCGCCGGAGGAGGCGUUGGAGGCGGCCUGGGCGGAGAAACCGCAGGAUGCUGCAGAAUCUGAACCAGAUCAACGGGAUGACCCGGAUGACCAGGAGGAAAGUGAGAAAACCACUGGCCAGAAGCCCGAUGUUGAAGAGUUGAGCCCGGCACUCCAGGAAGAACUUGGCCGAUUGGAAGCAAAGGUCCAGGAAGCCAUGAAGAGAACGGCACGAGCUCAGCUGCAGCUGCGGAGGAAGAAGGCGGAAGAAUUGUUGUUGGUUGGUCUGGUGAAACAUCUGAAAGCUGCCUGCAAAGUCUACAGGGAACCAGGAGAAGAACCUGAGGAGGAAAAUAUUGGAUGUGGGACGGUGGGUUGGGAACGUUUUGAAAUGGAAAGACAUAUUUUUGGAAUGUACUGA
Messenger RNA from Cladocopium goreaui, 1680 nucleotides. NCBI's taxonomy places the organism in Eukaryota, Dinophyceae, Suessiales, Symbiodiniaceae. The record is from the annotation of a GenBank genome assembly.